UCCUGUCUCCCAGUAGUUUGCAUAUAGGCCAGUGGAUCAAACAAGGGGGUUGGAGGGAGGGGGGAAGUGGUGAGAAGUUGGAAAGUUAACACUCUGGACUUUUCCAUCAUGUUAACCAAGAAGGCAGAAAUGAAGAGAUCAAACCCAGCAAUGAAGGCAAGAGACAACACGUUGACCCCUGUCCCCUCUUCUGUCUACAGCCCAGGAAAGGCAGACAGAGCAAACACCAACUAUCUCUCUCUACGAAGCCAAAACCACAGGCCACUUCAAUCAGAAAUGGAGACAUUUUCAUACCUAGCUCGUGAAUGCAAAGGAUCGAAACAGGAUAUGAUGAUGGCAAAAAAAGGAGGAGGAGUACAGGAUUUAAAACAUGAACUAAAGGAGGUGAGGGAAGAGCUCAAAGGAAAAAUGGAAGAAAUACAUCAGAUAAAAUAUAUAAUGAACAAGGAUUUUGAUAAACUCCAGGAGCUCGUAGACAUUAUGAAGGACAUGCAGAAGGAUAUGGAUGAGAGAAUGGAAGUCUUAAUAAAGCUAGAGACAAACAAAAAGCUGAAGAAACACUACCAACCUGCAACAGGGAAAGACUCAUCUGAGAGAUUUAGUGGUGGGACGUAUUAUGAGAAUUGUUUGUCAUGUUCCCAGAAAAACUGCAGUAGUAUCAGCCCUAAGGAUCUGGACCAAACUAAAAAGAUCUCUAAGCCUCCAAUCAGGAUUUUUGAGAAGGAAAGAGAGGUGAAGGAAGGGAAGGGUAAAGAGAAGAAGGCACAGAUUAUCAGGAAGUCUAACUCCAUCUUACAACAGGAAAAUUGCCACUUUGAGUGUGGGCACCGUUUUAACCAUCGGACUGUGGUGCUGCCUUCUGAUCUAUAUCUAUCUGAAUCCCAAUGCCGUCAAGGACGCUCUCCCUACAAUAUGCAGUCGCAGAACCUAUCAGCACCUUCGUUUCAUCCUCUCCCCACUUCUUGAGCUGCACAUAGAGGGUUUACUGCCCUCUUAGCCCCCUACUAUUUUUUUUCUCCAAGAGAUUAAAGUCUUCAUUUACCAUGA
Molecule: messenger RNA, 1047 nt
Organism: Sarcophilus harrisii (Tasmanian devil)
Lineage: Eukaryota; Metazoa; Chordata; Mammalia; Dasyuromorphia; Dasyuridae
Gene: TEX35
Product: testis expressed 35
Exons: 10
Coding region: 109-966 (285 amino acids)
Source: RefSeq, a predicted model, not a curated record